CCUUUGCUUUAUUCAUUUGUCAACAGCAAUACACCAUCAUUUCACACCCCACCAUAGAGAAUGAGACGCUCUUGAUUCCACCUGGCUUCACUCCCUUCCAGGAUCCUUUCUUCAUCGUUGAAACCAUUUGCAUCUGCUGGUUCUGUUUUGAACUUUUCGUACGUCUAAUCUGCGCCCCGAGUAAGAUACACUUCUUCAAAGACGUCAUGAACAUCAUCGACUUUUUUGCCAUCCUUCCCUAUUUCAUUACACUUGGGACAGAGCUAGCUAAGGACAAAGACAAAAGCACACAGCCCUCUGUGUCUCUGGCCCUCAUCAGGGUUAUCAGGUUGGUGAGGGUCUUUAGGAUCUUUAAGCUCUCUCGUCACUCCAAAGGUUUGCAGAUCCUGGGCCAGACCUUAAAGGCAAGCCUCAGGGAGCUUGCUUUGCUCAUCUUCUUCCUCUUCAUCGGCGUAAUACUUUUUUCCAGUGCUGUAUACUUUGCCGAGGUGGACAGACCUAACACAUCAUUCACCAGCAUCCCUGAGGCCUUCUGGUGGGCUGUGGUAUCUAUGACCACGGUUGGUUACGGAGAUAUGUACCCAGAGACAGUUGGUGGGAAAUUGGUGGGUUCCAUGUGUGCCAUAGCGGGCGUGCUAACUAUCUCCUUGCCCGUGCCAGUCAUAGUGUCCAACUUUAGCUACUUCUAUCACAGAGGGAUGGAGUGUGAAGAUACCACACAGUAUCAUCACGUCACUACGUUGCUGUGGGAAAAAGACAAAGAUGCUAAUAGUGAGGAGGAGAAUGAAGAUGGACUGGAUGUAUGGGGGCCGGAGUGCAUGGAUGAGUGUGUACCCCUGUACAGUCAGAACAGCAAAGGUAUACAACCUCCGCUGAAUGGCUCUCUGACAAUGACGGGACAUUGUACUGGACAGGUGACUGGUGAUGUAAUGGGAUUUACCUUCUACCUCAAAGAACCUCUGGUCACUCAAGUUUGACAGACUGUGAAAAGACAGAGUAUGCUGAUCGACAUGGAAGUUGUUUGUGCGUAGAAAAAAGUAAACUCCAAAAUGGAUGCGUUCUGAGUAUGGAGUCACGCAGAAAAAAAACAAAACCUUUCCAAAAAGACGUGGACUGAAGAACGCUACAACUGAGUCAAAGGUGCCUGAUGGGCAAUGUAACUUGUUAGUCCAUAGGACGACUGCACUAAUGAUUUUAUCAUUUAUUUUUUGGCACCUUUUUCAUUGGUCAAUUAGCCUUUUGGUAAAUAAAACAAAUAACAAGAAAUGUUUAGUGGUGUUUUCUUUAAUGUGUAUGUUUGUUGUAUUUUUAUGAUUUAAAUGUUGUGUAUAAAAACAUUUAUUGACCCAUGUUCAAAUGAAUAAUCUGGUCAAACAUGUAAAGUCCUAGCUUAGACCAAUUUUGAUGUAGGGCCCUUGCAUUACUUUUAUUCUCAUAGUCCAAAUGUUCCUAAAACUCCCAUUUCAGCUGUCAAGGUUGUGUCUCCAACGUUUAUAGUGAUAUUUGCAAAUGAAAAAUGCUUUUAACCCUUUGAUGCA
Messenger RNA from Cynoglossus semilaevis (tongue sole), 1538 nucleotides. Its product is annotated as potassium voltage-gated channel subfamily A member 7-like. Gene Ontology annotation, molecular function: delayed rectifier potassium channel activity. NCBI's taxonomy places the organism in Eukaryota, Metazoa, Chordata, Actinopteri, Pleuronectiformes, Cynoglossidae. Gene Ontology annotation, biological process: action potential; potassium ion transmembrane transport. Gene Ontology annotation, cellular component: voltage-gated potassium channel complex; membrane. The transcript has a single exon. The annotation marks the transcript as partial. The record is from RefSeq and is a predicted model, not a curated record.